GUCCUGCGUUUUUUCGCUUGGGCAACAUCAUGUGCAAGUUCACCAACCGGCUGUUUGUCUUCGCCCUGCUGCUUGUGGGACUUGGAAGAAUUCUGGCCCAACCCGUUGGCGGAAAGAUUAAGACGGAAAAUUCGAGGAACGUUGUCAGCGACUUGCUGGAAGUCUUGUACGACGACUAUUCUGAGAAUGGUUUUCAGCGCGAGGACAUUCUCUACGACCAACGGCAAAAAGGAGCGGAGAACUAUCAGUUCAAAGUGGAUGGGGUCGUCAUCGGAUUGGCGCCUCAACUGAGUUCCAGCUUGCUCUACUCAAUGGCGGAGUCCUAUUUGAGUGAAAUAAUGUUGCGCCAAUCUACCCCAGAUCCAGAGUCAACUCAAAUGUACGAAAGGGAUCCUGAGACCGAUACAGAUUCUGGACCCACCGAGGGCGUUACUAAGAUUCCUGAGUUAGCCCAAAUUGAUUUGGAAAGCAGACAACAUCAAAUUGUAGCUUCACAAACUGCCAGCCGAUCUCCAACUCAACUACUCCAAUUACUUAAGAUGCUCAAAAGUUCUAAGGCCUUAAGAAAUUAA
Molecule: messenger RNA, 572 nt
Organism: Drosophila teissieri
Lineage: Eukaryota; Metazoa; Arthropoda; Insecta; Diptera; Drosophilidae
Exons: 3
Coding region: 30-572 (180 amino acids)
Source: RefSeq, a predicted model, not a curated record